Molecule: messenger RNA, 1505 nt
Organism: Brachypodium distachyon (stiff brome)
Lineage: Eukaryota; Viridiplantae; Streptophyta; Magnoliopsida; Poales; Poaceae
Product: probable protein phosphatase 2C 57
Exons: 4
Coding region: 145-1224 (359 amino acids)
Biological process (GO): protein dephosphorylation
Molecular function (GO): cation binding; protein serine/threonine phosphatase activity
Source: RefSeq, a predicted model, not a curated record
GGCCAGCGGCUACUGUUCACCACUCCACAGUCCGUACUGUGUUUGCGGCAGCGACGCUGCUCUAAAUCCAAGCCCUAACUCUACCUAGCCCUGGCAGAUUCGAUCCGGGGCCACGAGACUCCCUCAGCGGCGGCGGCAGCGGGGAUGGAGGAGCUCAGGAUUGGCGGUGGCGGUGGGGGGAGGCCGCCGAUCCCGUCGUCGGCGAGGAGGUCGGUGCUAUCACGGCACGCCUCUUUUGUGAGGAGUCCUUUGGACAACACAAGAUCUGAAACUGGCAGAAUUUUUGAAAACGUGGAUGGUGAAUUUAUCCCGGUUGUACGAUCUGGAGGCUGGGCUGAUAUUGGGUCAAGGAGCACAAUGGAGGAUGCCUACAUUUGCUGUGAUAACUUCUUGCAAGAUUUUGGACCUGAAAACUGUGAAGAAGGGCCCAGCUCAUUUUAUGGGGUUUUUGAUGGACAUGGUGGAAAUCAUGCUGCUGACUUCGUGUGCAGCAAUUUGCCAAGGUUCAUCGUUGAGGAUGAUGGUUUUCCUGGGGAAAUAGAGAAAGCUGUGUCAUCGGCAUUCUUACAGAUUGAUGCUGCUUUUGCAGAUGCUUGCUCUGCGAACUCUUCUCUUGAAUCUGGCACGACUGCACUUGCUGCACUCGUCAUUGGGAGGUCACUUCUGGUGGCAAAUGCUGGUGAUUGUAGAGCAGUACUAUGUUGCCGUGGAAAGGCGAUUGAGAUGUCCAGGGACCACAAGCCAUCUUGCAGCAGAGAGAAGAUGCGCAUUGAAGCAUCCGGUGGUUAUGUUUACGAUGGAUACCUGAAUGGGCUGCUCAAUGUUGCGAGAGCAAUCGGGGACUGGCACAUGGAAGGAGUGAAAGCAUGCGAUGGUCUUGGGCCUCUUAGCGCAGAGCCUGAGGUGAUGACGAGGAAUCUUACCGAGGAGGAUGAGUUCAUGAUCAUUGGGUGUGACGGAAUCUGGGAUGUAUUCCGCAGCCAAAAUGCAGUAGACUUUGCACGCCGGAGACUCCAAGAGCACAACGACCCUGUUGCUUGCUGUAAAGAAUUAGUUGACGAGGCCAUCAAGAGGAAGAGUGGCGAUAACCUUUCUGUAGUUGUCGUCUGCUUCGACUCUAGGCCACCCCCUGUCCUAACAGCUCCCAGGCCUCGCGUACAGAGAAGUAUAUCUGCAGAAGGCUUGAGGGAGCUGCAGGGCUUCCUUGAUAGCCUGGCAGACUGACAUAUGCAGCUUCAGAAACCCGCCGACACUGUAGUAGCCCCUUUUUUCCAUAGCCUAGCUUUUAAUUUAGGUAUAGCAGUAUGCUCUUAACUUGAGAUAGAUGCUGUUGAGUAAUACGGCAUUGUAACAUUUGCUGAGGCUAAUUUUAUCUGUAUUUGGAAGUAUUUGCUUGCUGGGUUAGUGGGUUUGGGGCCCCGUUUUCAGCUUUACAAGUCUCGAAGGACAAGAGUGGUAUUUCUUAGACUCCAGUGGAUUGGCCAGUGAUCUUCUUUGUGAUACCA